Molecule: messenger RNA, 1903 nt
Organism: Anopheles merus
Lineage: Eukaryota; Metazoa; Arthropoda; Insecta; Diptera; Culicidae
Gene: slmo
Product: protein slowmo
Exons: 5
Coding region: 290-934 (214 amino acids)
Biological process (GO): phospholipid transport
Cellular component (GO): mitochondrial intermembrane space
Molecular function (GO): phosphatidic acid transfer activity
Source: RefSeq, a predicted model, not a curated record
UCCUUCACUCGUGUCAUGGUCGGUACGGUCAAAAGGAGGUGGAAUUUCGAGCUACUGUGGGAGUACAAAUAACAUCCGGUCCGUGUGUGUGUCCGUGUGUUUGGCGAGAAUUUCCUGCUGAAACGAAACGUGUGUGAGGGUCGUCUGGUGUAGUAGUAGCAGCACCAGCAGCAGCAAGAAGGAGAACUGCAGCGUCCGUGAAUUGCAUCGUGACGCAUAGCAACAAAAAGGGAUCUCCCCACCUUCCACACAUAAUCGGACGCAACAACACUCAAAGCAAAGCGCAAAAAUGAAAAUCUGGACAUCAGAACACGUCUUCAACCAUCCUUGGGAGACCGUGGCACAGGCCGCCUGGCGCAAAUACCCCAACCCCAUCAACACAGCCGUCAUCGGUACCGAUGUGGUGGAACGAAGGGUCGUCGACGGUGUCCUGCACACGCACCGAUUGGUCAGCUCCAAAUGGUAUUUCCCACAGUGGGCACAGAAGCUCAUUGGUUCACCGAACGUUUGCUACGCUAGCGAAAAGUCGACCGUCGAUCCGAAGGAACGGUUGAUGACGCUGAAAACGAUCAACCUCACCUUUGGCAGCUUUCUUUCAGUGUACGAAACGCUCAGCUACGUUCCACACCCGACCGAUCCGUCGAAAACGCUGCUGAAACAGGAAGCCACGGUACAGGUCGAAGGUGUCCCACUCAACCGGUACAUGGAGGACGUGCUGACAAAGAACAUUAGCACCAAUGCCGGCAAGGGACGCCAAGGGCUGGAAUGGGUGAUAGGAAAGCUGAAUGCUGAGAUGAAAGAACUGGCCAACAGUGCGGCAACUAGCACGAACGAAAUCCUGACACAGACCAAAAAAUCGCUGGACGACAUCACGGACCAGGCGCGCAAGAGCAUGGACGAACUGAGUGCCACCGCUCAGAAGAUACACAUAUAGUAACAAACGCUGCAAGGCGGCGGCGAUGGCGGCCACUGCUGCCGCAACAUCCAAGACCAGUGGUGGCGAAUCGGGCGGCGGCGAACCUUUGCCGUCGAAGGGCGCCAUCGGAACGCAGGAUGGUGGUAAGGGUGAUGAUGCUGGAGCACCAUCACCACCAAUCCCUACGGGUUCAUCAACGUCAUCAUCAUCUACGCUUCUUUUUGGACGCUAUCGGCAAGAGCAGCAGAGAAACGGUGCCGCCAUUCCCCCCGAUUCAGUAAAGCCGGCUGCUGCAGCGGCUACCAAAAGUAACACCAACAGCAACACGCAACCCUCGGCAACGAUGGGGUGGCCUGGCAAACGCGCCCAGCCUGAAGGAAAGGAAAACACGUCCGUUCCGGAUCGUUCAUCGAAUGGCAUUCGCUCGGGAGAUGGAAUAAAACCAGCAGCAACAACAUCAUCAACUAGUGCCUCAACCAGAGAGCAGCAACAGUCCCGUUCUUCUGCUCCUACAUCGUCGUCCUCCUCGUCCACCGCGUCCGCAUCGUCGACAAGUGCGCGCGGGAGUUGAUUCUGGGACCGCAGCGCAGCGAAGAGGGGGAACCAAGCAAACACCGGUUUGGCAUUUAGGGAGCAUUGCUCCCUGUUGGUUCCAUUAUGUCAGUCAGUUCCUUUUAUUUCUAUAAGGCUUGCACUUCCCCUAGCGUCCCUUUUAAAAUGUGUUUCGAUCCACAUGUCUCUCUCUCUCACACACACCGUUUACACCGCUUCUGUCCUACGUUUAUUAUUCCCAUUUCGAGGUUCCCAUUGCAGUAUGCCAUUUGUUUGUAUUAGUAAUUUAUAUACGCAAAUACUGGUGAUAACAUAGUGUUUAACGUACGUAAAGAGAGCACACGUUGGAUGUUUAAGGUUGUUUUUUCUCGGAAAACGGAAAAAAUGAACUAAAGAAGGAAGCAAAAUGAAACGAUAAAGUAAUUCUAAAAUCUA